AUGGCAGAACGCUUGUUGGAACAAAAACGGGCAAGCUCUCUUUAUGUGGCUGAGCACGACGACAAACUCACUAAUUUAACAACUCAUCAGUGGUGCUUGAUGGAACAGUGUGUAAAACUUUUAAAGCCAUUUGAAGAAAUAACUAAAAUCACAAGUUCUGGCCUUUCCUGCAUAUCAGAAGUUAUACCGCAUGUAGCUGCAUUAAAAAAAUACUUAGAGAAGAAUGGGACUGCACAACGAACAGCUGACUUGCCUCGAUUGAGAGCUUCCUUAACAGCUGAAUUGGAAUCUCGCUUUAGCUCCUUGAGUGAAGAUCCGACUUAUCUUAUUGCAACUUUCUUAGACCCCAGAUUUAAGACAAACUAUUUGGGAACACUUGAAGCUGAAAGAGCGCGACAGAAGAUCUUAUUGGAGUACCUAAAAAUGACUUGCGACGAGUCUUCUAACAGUGGUAGUUCAUCGGCGUCUCCAAUACCUACUAAAAGAAAUAGAGGAAAUGAAACUGAUCUAAAUGUUACUUGCGAAUCUCACGACACCUUUUGGGAUUGUUUCGAUGAAGUAUCAAAUGAAAACAAUAGUCAAUGUCGCGAUCAGGGAAAAAACACAAUUGCAAACGAGAUUGACUACUAUUUGAAGACAAGUCGAAUUGAUCGCCACCGCGACCCUUACACUUGGUGGUCAGUUAACUCGAAACACAUUUGA
Messenger RNA from Anoplophora glabripennis (Asian longhorned beetle), 702 nucleotides. Its product is annotated as zinc finger BED domain-containing protein 4-like. Lineage: Eukaryota; Metazoa; Arthropoda; Insecta; Coleoptera; Cerambycidae. The record is from RefSeq and is a predicted model, not a curated record. Bases 1 to 702 code for a protein of 233 amino acids. The transcript has a single exon.